Plutella xylostella (diamondback moth) is the source of this 1239-nucleotide messenger RNA. Its product is annotated as lipase 3. Gene Ontology annotation, molecular function: hydrolase activity, acting on ester bonds. Gene Ontology annotation, biological process: lipid metabolic process. Lineage: Eukaryota; Metazoa; Arthropoda; Insecta; Lepidoptera; Plutellidae. The record is from RefSeq and is a predicted model, not a curated record.
AUGUGGACUGGAGUAGUAAUUUUUGCCUUUUAUCAAAUACUCCAUGUCUCUUCAAUACCACCAUUGCUCAGUUCUGCCGUAUCCGAGAUCGGACCGGCCGUGCAGAAAGCUAUUUCCAACGAGGAUGCCAGGCUCAACUUCACUGCGCUCGCGGGGAAGUAUGGGUACCCGACGGAGACACACACGGUCGUGACCGAGGACGGGUACAUCCUCACUGUGUUCCGCCUGGGGCGCGCGGGGGCGGCGGGGUGCGCGGGGGGCGCGCGGCCGCCGCUGCUGCUGGUGCACGGCCUGUUAGACAGCUCCGACACGUACAUAGUUGCGGGCCCCGGCGUGGGCCUCGGCUAUGUGCUAGCCGACGCCGGCCACGACGUGUGGUGCCUCAACCACCGCGGCAACCGCUACUCGCGCCGCCACGUCACCCUCGACCCUGACGCGGACAAUCAGUACUGGAACUUCACUCGCGACGAGCACGGCGCGCGAGACCUGCCCGCCGUCGUCGACUACAUGAUCGACGUCACAGGCUCCGUCACAAUUAACUACAUCGGACACUCGCAGGGCACCACCGACUUCUUCAUCCUCAAUUCCGCGCGCCCUGAGUAUAACUGCAAGUUCAACCUGGCCAUCUGCCUCGCGCCCGUGGCGUGGCUUCACCACAUCGCCACCGAAUCGCUUCAGACUUUAGCCAAGAUCGGGCCAGAAAUCAAAUUAGCUGCGGAUGUAGCGGGUUUAAAAGAGUUUGGGGCUCACGGUAAAUUGACCAAUAUAGCGGCUUUAGGUGGCUGCGAGCUUUCGCCGAAUGCUUUGUGCGAUGCAGUGAUAAAUGAGUUGACGGGUUCGCAUGCGGAGCGAAUAGGUGCGAAUACGUUGGCGACGGCGCUGGGGCAUUACCCGGCGGGCACGUCCUUGAAGAGCCUUCUCGGGUACGGACAGGGGGUGAACGUGGACUCGUUCUCGCGGUUCGACCACGGGGAGGCGGGGAACCUGGCGGCGUACGGCUCGUGUGCCGCUCCGCAGUACGACGUGCGUCGCGUGAGUGCUCCCGUGGCGCUUAUUUGCGCGGACGGCGACAAGCUGUCGGUGCGGCGCGACGUGGCGAGACUCCUGCAUCGACUGCCCAACGUCGUCGCCUUUCAUCUCAUACCGGACCCAGACUGGGGACACGUCGACUACGUCUGGGGCGACAGGAUCCCCACUGUGCUCAUGCCGAAAAUACAUGAGUAUUUAAAUAAUUAUUAA